AUGGAUUUGCUCACGGGCCUUCCCGAGGACCUUCUCCUGCUGACACUCGAGCUGCUGCCGCCAUCCCAAGUGGUCCGAUGCCGCCUCAUCAGCCGGACCAUUCAUCAUGCGCUGACGCGUGCAAAUCUCUGCAAGCAUCUCCUUCUCUCCAUGCUGCCGCGUUCGCGAGAGGCCAGAUUGCUUCGAAGGCUGCGCGAAAACGCGGAGGACGCCGUGGUGCGGGCGAAAGAUUGGUCUGUCGUAUUCGCCGUCGCUGCCCGCCGUCACCAUCAUCAGACCACAGGCGCGUUUUCCUCCGCGCGAGAGGUUUCAUUGCUGCCAGCUGAGAAUCUUUUCGAGGGGGUCAUGCCUUGGGACACUUUUUUACGUUUCGAUGACUUGACAAUGCCCUUGUACUACGACGAUGUCGUCUGGGCUUACGGCUCGGUCGAGGGUCUGCUCGUGUACCCGGUAUCCGGCCAGGAGUACUGCGCUUUGGAUUUAGCCUUGGGCAUCUCGCAAAUUGUGCCAUUCACCGCGAAAGGUCGUAUAGUACGGCGGGUGAGACUCGAGCACGGAGUGCUUGUUUUCGAGUGGGCAGAGCAGGAGGCUUUCCACCAGCUAAACGAAGGCGAAGGCGUCCAUCGCCACUUCGCCUCAGCAUUUGACGUGUGGACAGACAAGGAGGAGUACGACACACUGCCAGACCUGGCGUACGCGCCACCGGCAUCCCCGCUGCAGGGCGACGGGCCUGUAUGGGUGAACGAGUGCAGCGACAACACGGCCAGUCCGGCCUGUCGAGGGGCCGCGUUCGCCAUGGAAGAAGAGGAUGCGUGGCCCGGCUGGGCGCCGUGCUGGCGACACGAGGACUUCCCGUACCUGACCGUCGCGCAGGUCGUGGAUCGUGCGGCGGGCGUGCGCUUCAGUGCGCGGCAGUGCUUCACCAUGGAUGUCGUCAGUGUGAACAGGGACCCGGAGCAGGGCACGGCCAGUGCCGCUCUCGAAGGCGCGAAAGGGGCCGACGACGAUGGAGCCCUGCAGAGAGAAGUUCGAUUCGCGGACGGGACUUGGGCGCAGAUCAUGGCAAAGGGACAGAUCAUGGGUGAUGAGCGAUGGCUGAUUGGCGAGACUGCUGGGAGGAUCCUGACUAUACUUUAUUUCUGA
Verticillium alfalfae VaMs.102 is the source of this 1143-nucleotide messenger RNA. Its product is annotated as F-box domain-containing protein. The transcript has 2 exons. Gene Ontology annotation, molecular function: protein binding. The coding region runs from base 1 to 1143 and encodes 380 amino acids. The record is from RefSeq and is a predicted model, not a curated record. NCBI's taxonomy places the organism in Eukaryota, Fungi, Ascomycota, Sordariomycetes, Glomerellales, Plectosphaerellaceae.